Molecule: messenger RNA, 1875 nt
Organism: Cucurbita maxima (winter squash)
Lineage: Eukaryota; Viridiplantae; Streptophyta; Magnoliopsida; Cucurbitales; Cucurbitaceae
Exons: 17
Coding region: 88-1665 (525 amino acids)
Biological process (GO): proteasome assembly
Cellular component (GO): cytosol
Source: RefSeq, a predicted model, not a curated record
GGGCUUCGUCUUCCUCAAGAAAAAAUCUCUGCACAGUUUCGUUUCUUUCCAUUUUUUUACUUUCACACGAAAACUCUGGGCAUAGAAAUGGAGGAAUUUGCUGUGGAUGAUCCGACCCAGCUACUCGAAGCAGCUGCAGAUUUCGCAAAUUAUCCCGGUGUUCGGACUGAUGAGUCGGUGAAGGAAUUCUUCAGCCGCUUUCCCCUUCCCGUCGUAAUCAAUGCUUUACAAGCAAAAGCGGAAAUUCCUGGUUUGGAAAACACUUUGGUUGCAUGUCUCGACAGGAUAUUCAAAACCAAGUAUGGUGCUUCACUUAUACCACAUUAUAUGCCCUUUGUACAGGUUGGACUACAAGCUGAUUCUCAAGCAGUUAGAAGCUUAGCUUGUAAAACGGUCACUCGCCUGCUGGAGGAGACCGAUCCAACUACUCAAUUGGCCCCACAACUUAUUGUUGACUAUAACAUCUAUCCACUUUUGAUUGAGUGCCUUCUCAAUGGUAACGAACAAGUUGCUAAUUCAUCAAUGGAUGCAUUAAAGAAAUUAGCUGCAUUUCCAAAGGGGAUGGAAAUCAUCUUCCCAACAAAUAAAACGGAAGCAACACACCUAGGAACUGUAGCUUCAACAUGCUCAUCUCUGGGAAGAGUCCGAGUUAUGGCUUUGAUAGUGAAACUGUUUUCAGUUUCUAGCUCUGUGGCAUCUGCAGUAUACAAUUCAAAUUUACUAAACCUACUGGAAAGUGAAAUCAGCAACUCAAACGACACACUUGUAACUUUAAGCGUGUUGGAGCUCUUGUAUGAGUUAGUGGAGAUUGAACAUGGUACAAAUUUUUUGCCAAGGACCAGCUUUCUCCAACUACUAAGCUCUAUAAUCAGCAACCGGUCGGCAGAGUCUAUAUUAAGAUCCAGAGCAAUGGUCAUUAGUGGAAGACUUUUGUCUAAAGAGAAUAUUUUCUCGCUUGUAGAUGAAUCUUGUGUACGAAUUUUAAUAUCUUCUAUAGAUGAAAUUCUUGGAUCAUCUGAAGGCCAGGAUGUAAAUGUAUGUGAAUCUGCAUUCGAAGCACUGGGUCAAAUUGGUUCGAGCAAAUGGGGAGCCACUUUACUGCUGUCAAGUUAUCCAACUUGUGUGAAGUAUGUAAUUAAUGCAGCGUUUGAUCGGCAUGAACAUGGUAAACAGCUGGCAGCCAUGCACGCUCUUGGUAACAUCUUUGGUGAAACUCGAUCCGAGAAUGAUAUUAUGCUGAAUGAUAAUGCAGAAGAAAAUUUAGGGGACUUGAUUUAUCAAACUGCAUCCAGAAGUCCAAAAAUAACGCCAUCAGGCCUUAUUCUAGCUGUCCUUCAACAGGACUCUGAGAUUCGGUUGGCGAGUUAUAGAAUGAUAACUGGGUUGGUCGCUCGACCGUGGUGUCUUAUGGAAAUCUGCUCGAAACAAGACAUAAUAAAUAUAGUUUCUGAUGCAAGUACCGAGACUACAAAAAUAGGAAUGGAAGCUAGAUAUAACUGUUGUUUGGCUAUCCAUAAGGCAUUCAUGUCUUCAACAAGGCUUACGGGCGAUCCUGCCCUUGCUGGAAUAGCUUCGAAGUUGCAGGAAGCUGUUCAAAAUGGUCCAUAUCUUAGUAGAAGAAAACUGGAAACUCAGCCAGCAAUAAUGACAGCUGAGAGAUUUUAGGAGUACAGUAUGGUUCAGAAAUAAGCAAGCCAGUGGGUCGUAGGUAGUUGCAUCUUUGGUUUCUAGUUGAUCCGAGGAGUUCACAGAAGACGUUGAAAAUAGAUUGAGCAUUUUCCAUGGAUUGUGUGCACUAAUAUUUCUCUACUACUUUGUUCAGUUUCCUGAAUGGAUUGUUUAUUAAAAUUUGCUUGGGACAAUGAAUUUGUUUAA